This is a messenger RNA of Pomacea canaliculata, 1255 nucleotides long. RefSeq names its product protein HtrL-like. The transcript has 2 exons. The record is from RefSeq and is a predicted model, not a curated record. Lineage: Eukaryota; Metazoa; Mollusca; Gastropoda; Architaenioglossa; Ampullariidae. Bases 172 to 1107 code for a protein of 311 amino acids.
AGUGAGGUGAGAGAGGGAAAGAGGCAAAGCCAGACCAGUAACAAAUGCGUUCCUGUGACUUUCGACAGGUGUCAUGGCAUAUGCAAGUAAAUGGCUUCAUUCUCAGAGAUAUUUUAUCUGUCAAAGAGGCUUUAAAAAAUUAUCUGUUCCAAUCAUUCCCUAGCUUUGACAAUGACCCAUUCUUAUAAAAUGGCCGCUGAACACUAUGUAGCCUCGAGUCCAGGCUGCCAUGCCUGUAUCCUCCCUCUGUUCGGCGUCGCGCUCCUUGUAGUCCCUGCGAUAACGUCUUCACCAACGGCAGAUCUUCCAGUCAAGAGCGCUACCUUCGUGACAGCUCUUUACGACAUCGGGAGAGGGGAGUGGCCUUCCUUCAGCCGCUCCUUCAACCAGUACCUACGCCGCCUGCACCACCUCCUGCAGCUGGAAGUCGACAUCGUCGUCUUCGGCGACCGUAGACUGAAAGCGUUCGUCCGCGAGCACCGACAGACAAACCGCGCCAGGACCACCUUCGUGACGAAGCCCUUCUCCAAGCUUGACGCCUUCCGCCACAGACCGUACAUCGAGGACAUCAUGGCGUCGGCUGAGUUUCGCCAAGACAACGAGCUGCUCGCGCACCCUGAAGCCUUCUCCGCCGAUUACGUCAUUCUGGUCAACAGCAAGGCGGCGCUGCUGGCGCAGGUGGUACGGACCAACCCCUUCAACAGCUCGCAUGUCUUCUGGAUCGACGCCGGCUACGUUGCGACGGAAGAUGAUGAGGGGGCGUGGCAGGUGCAAGUGCCACCCAGAACAGCCUGGCGGCCCCGUCCCCUGCUGGAGCUGGCAGGCCGCAUCACCUACAUCGCCCUGCACAGUCCCAGCCUCUUCGUGAACGUUACCGACCUCCACAAGCUCAGCGCGGAGCCAGCUUUCGCCGGCGGUUUCUUUGGAGGAGACGUAGGUGCCGUGGCGUACUACGACCGGCUGUUCCGCAAGAGCUUCCUGCGCCAGCUGGCUGACGGGAUCGCGGACGACGAUCAAGGCACGGCGUUCGCGGCCUACUGGGAGCAGCCCGGCAUCUUUAAUCUGGUGCCUGGCUCCUGGUUUGACGCUUACAGACUCUUCCACUGAUCCCAUGAGGCCGCGGUAGUUCGAUUUUUUAAUAUUAAUAAAUGCAAAAUUUGUAAAGCGAAUACUCAAAACUCCUAAGGAGCAUGCCGUUUGUUUAAAUUUUAGUCUAACGAUUAGGAAUGUAGUAAUAAAAGGAGCUUGAAUUGCU